This is a messenger RNA of Pelmatolapia mariae (spotted tilapia), 11836 nucleotides long. It is a transcript of the gene dnah6, whose product is annotated as dynein, axonemal, heavy chain 6. Gene Ontology annotation, biological process: microtubule-based movement. Gene Ontology annotation, cellular component: dynein complex. The record is from RefSeq and is a predicted model, not a curated record. NCBI's taxonomy places the organism in Eukaryota, Metazoa, Chordata, Actinopteri, Cichliformes, Cichlidae. Gene Ontology annotation, molecular function: minus-end-directed microtubule motor activity; ATP hydrolysis activity; dynein intermediate chain binding.
AUGGACUCAACUGCGAGGGGCGCGCAGCCGAGCCUCCCUGGCCAAAAAAGUGUCAGUGGCUCCCGAGAGCUGCUGCAAAAGCUUCCUGAACUACAGAAGCCCCCUGUCCCACCAAAGCCUCCAUUCAGAGAUCCCCAGGGUGUGCUUAAGAGAUGUGUAAAACGAAACGAGCCCAGUCUCCUACAUUUAAAAGCUCGCGAAGAGAUGAUUUUUCCAGGUUGGUACACAGAGCCACAGCCAUCUAAAGGUCUGGAGCAACGGCGCCGUGAAGUUAUCCACCUAACUUCUCAGCCAUCCUCUAAAGAUGCCACUGACCAACAGCCCUUAAAGGAUGUGAUGUCAACCCCUCCUCUCCCAAGGCUUCCCAUUAAGAGUUAUAUACAGCAGGACCCUACUUCCAAAUCUCAACUUAAUGAGUACCACAGUACUGACUUUGUUUUGACUGACAGUGAAACUGUGAUUUCGGGGUCUGAUGGUGAUGAUGCAGGAUUGCUAAUUGUGAAGCGCUGGGAAAAGUAUUACAAGAACGUAUGCAAGCUGCGAUGCAUCCCCUUCUUUGCACGCUACAGACUAUGGAAACCCCUCUAUGUCUGGCACAGAAAUGUUCGUGCCAACAAGAUGACUUUGGCCAGGGAGUCACUACAAAAAAAUUUGUUUAUUGUCAUUCCGAAUCUAAGUCCUGCACUGAUGGAUAUUAGGAAAAUGUGCUGCCAACUUAUUGAAACAGGCUUCUGUCACAUGAAGAAAAAGUAUGCAUACACACUGCAGGAAUUCCAGGACAGUAAGAUCAAACAACUACAAGAGGCAUACAGCGACCUGAAGAGGUUUCAUGAACUAGUAAAGGAGGAGACAGUUUAUACCUGUGGCCGCUACUUGAUGGAUGCUAAAGCUCGUGUUGGUGCGUACAUGAUCUUUGUUCGACUUGUUGACUAUUUGGUUAUCACCACCUUGCACAGCUGUGCAGUGAAUGCAGUGGAUGAAAUACUGACUCUCCUGCAAGUGCAGGCAGGUCAAACACCCAGCAAUGCCAUCAUUCAAAGCUGGACCCUUGACUCAGACGCUGCCACUGACUGUACUGAAAAAGAGAUGGAUAAAAAGACUGUUGAGUCAGAAGCUCCUCAAUUCCAUCCUGUAUUCAUGUCUGAGUUGAUCCUGGACACAAACAGCUUGACUUAUAAACCCUCUGAAGAGAACUUCCAGGAGACUGUUGCAGAUUUUAUCAAGCAGUUUGAGAACAUGGUGACGUCAGUUAAGGAUCUUACUAAAGAUCCUAUUUUUAAUUCAGUGAUUGAACCUCAAAGGGGUGAGGUGGUAAAUAAAUAUGAAAAUGCACCCUCUUUGAAAGUUAUCCUAAACAAUGACGUCUACCUGCAAAGUAUAAAGCAAAGCAUCCAGAGGUCAUUCCAGAUUGUAUUUGCUGCUGCAAACGUGUACUCACACAUGUUUGAGCACUUUCUGAGAAUCUACAAGGAGAAUCAAAGUUUAGAUCUGGAUGCACUGCAGGGACAGGAUCAUGAUUUAUCCUUCUUUGAAAAAGCACUCAAGUUAUACCCCACACAGCAAAAGGAAGCCGCAUGUAUUCAGCAGAGGACACAUCUCGGUUUACUGCUUGUGGACAAAGGACAGCUCAAAGAGAAGCUUGUGUCAUCUUCCCUCCGAAAUCUGGAGGUCAUCAAUCACAUCCUCUCCCAACUCGCUAAGAGGAAAGUAGAUGCCAUAGUGACUGAAGUUUGUGAGGCCGAAGUUAAACUAGGGUUCAGUCCCUCUACUACAGCUCAGCUGGCUGACUUUCUCACAUUUGUGGAUGAGAUUCAAGAGAGGAUUAUUGAAAUAAAAGAAGAGCAGAAAUCAGUAUCCAAAAUGUACGAUCUGAUCAACAUGUACUCAGUUCCCACACCACCAGAAGAUCUUGUGAAGUUUGCCGCACUGGAACCCUUUAUUGAGUCGUUAAGCUCUGUCGUGCUAAAGGCAGUGCUACAGCGGAAUGGUACUAUGGAAAAGUUUUGCAGCUGCUUGGAGAAGGAUAUAAAGGAACUCAAACAGGAGGACAUGAAAAUCCAGCUUAAAUUGCAGGAUCCACAAAUUCUAGACAUCAAUGCUGAUUCAUCACAAGUGCAUCUGCUGUUGAGGGAGAUCAAGAUUUCCAUAGAAAAGCUACAGGCCAAAGCAUCCACCUGCAUAGCCUACCAGAAGAAAUUCAAGAUGGAGGUGACCAAAUUUGAGUCAUUGGAGCAGCUAACGGCAAUGUUCAAGCUAAUGCAGCUGCUCUGGACCUCUCUGGAGCAAUGGGACCCUUUACAGAACGGAUGGCAGCAGAGCACACUUCAACAACUGGACAUGGAGCAGUUUAGCUCACAAGUCAACAAAUACAACAAGUACGUCAACCAGCUUGAGAAGGGUCUGCCACGUAACAAUAUAGUUCCCUGUCUGAAGAACAAGGUGGACGUGAUGAUGCACAGACUGCCUGUGAUCACUGAUCUUCGUAACCCAUGUCUGAAACCGGAACAUUGGAAGACCUUGGAGUCUUUGGUGGGGACUUCCCUCAAUGUGGAUGAACUCACCAUAGCUGGUUUAGAAGAGCUCGGUGUUUUCUCAUAUGGCAAAGAGAUUCAGGAGGUUUCAGGACAAGCUUCAGGUGAGGCAUCAGUGGAGGCCAUUAUCACAAAGGUGGAGGAUUUGUGGAAGAACACAGAGUUUACUGUGCUGUCUCAUGGUGACACUAAGAAUGUCUUUAUCUUGGGAGGCACGGAUGAUAUUCAGGUACUCCUGGAUGACAGCAUUAUCAGUGUGGGCGCAGUGGCAUCCUCACGCUAUGUAGCUCCCAUCAAGGGGAGGGUCAAGAAAUUGCUGACACAGCUGACCCUUUUUAACCAAACAUUGGAGGAGUGGCUUACAUGUCAAAGGAACUGGUUAUACCUAGAAAGUAUCUUUUUGGCUCCAGACAUAAAGAGACAGCUGCCUGCUGAGUCAGAAAUGUUUCUUAAAGUUGACAAGUCCUGGAAGGAGAUCAUGGCUAAAGUUAACUGGAUGCCCAAUGCUUUUGAUGCAGCCACACAGACUGGUCUGUUGGAGACUUUGCAGGAGAACAAUGCUCUUUUGGAUGAGAUACAGAAGUGUCUGGAAGCUUACCUUAAGAAUGGAAAAACAACGCUGUUUUACUUCUUAUCCAAUGAUGAACUGCUAAAGAUUCUUGCUCAGACACGUAACCCUCAGGCAGUGCAGCCUCACCUCAGGAAGUGUUUUGAUGCCAUUACUCCACUGGAGUUUGCUUUAUUGCCUGAAAAACCUCCUGGUGCGCCAGAAAAGGUGGAUGGUGGAGAGCAGAAGACCAUAUAUAGCACAGACAUCCUGAAUAUGGUGUCCCCUGAGGGAGAAAAGGUGGGUUUGGCUAAAAGUCUGAAAGCACAGGGAAAUGUGGAAGACUGGCUUUGCAAAGUGGAGGAGGCUAUGUUCUCCUCACUGCAACAGCUCAGCAAGGCUGCCAUUGUAGACUACCAGAAGAAGUCUAGAGAGGAAUGGGUGGUGGCUGGACACCCGUCACAGGUGGUGCUGACCAUAUCACAGCUGAUGUGGUGCAGGGACAUGGAUGCAUGCCUGGAGGGAGACCAUGACCAUUUUGCUGCCUUGCAGAAAUUUGAAGGCACCAACUAUGAAAGACUGAAUGCCCUAGCAGCAUUGGUACGAGGACAGCUCCCUGCUUUACAUCGUAAUAUCAUCACAGCCCUCAUCACCAUUGAUGUUCACGCUAGAGACAUAGUCACUGAUCUAGUUCGACAAAAGAUUGACAACAGGUCCAGCUUUGAAUGGCAGAGACAGCUGCGCUACUACUGGGACAUGGACCUUAACAACUGUGUAGCCACAAUGGCACUGUCCACUUACACUUAUGGCUAUGAAUAUCUGGUAGCCUGUCCUAGGCUGGUUAUCACACCACUCAUGGACCGUUGCUACCUUUGUCUUAUGGGAGCUCUCCAACUGAACUUGGGAGGUGCUCCUGUAGGGCCGGCAGGAAUGGGCAAAACAGAGACCACAAAGGACUUGGCAAAGGCGCUGGCCAUCCAGUGUGUGGUCUUUAAUUGUUCAGAUGGACUGGACUAUAAGAUGAUGGGUCGGUUCUUCAGUGGGCUGGCACAGUCAGGAGCUUGGUGUUGUUUUGAUGAAUUUAACCGAAUCGACAUUGAAGUGUUGUCUGUCAUCGCUCAGCAGCUCAUAACCAUAAGAAAUGCCAAAGCUGCUAAGCUGUCAAGGUUUCUAUUUGAGGGCCGGGAGAUCAAGCUGGUGAUGACAUGCGCUGCAUUCAUCACUAUGAACCCAGGCUAUGCUGGAAGAACAGAAUUACCCGACAACCUUAAAGCUCUCUUUAGACCAAUAGCAAUGAUGGUUCCAAACUAUGCUCUUAUUGCAGAGGUGAUUUUGUACUCAGAAGGAUUUGAGUCUAGUAAAACCCUUGCAAGGAAGAUGACCCAGAUGUACAAGCUGUGCUCAGAGCAACUGUCCCAGCAGGACCACUAUGACUUUGGGAUGAGAGCUGUCAAAUCUGUCCUGGUCAUGGCAGGAUCACUGAAGAGAGAGAACCCUCACCUUAGUGAGGAUGUGGUUCUAAUUAGAGCACUGAGAGACUCCAACCUGCCAAAGUUCCUCACUGAUGAUGCCGUGCUGUUUGGUGGUAUCCUGUCAGACCUGUUUCCUGGUGUUUGUAUCCCUGAACAUGACUAUGGUGUACUACACUCAACCAUUGUGGAGUCUCUGGUUAAGCGAAACCUUCAACCGUUGGAUAGCAUGACUAAGAAGGUGAUUCAGCUUUAUGAGACCAUGUUAUUUCGCCAUGGAGUUAUGUUGGUUGGACCAAGUGGUGGAGGUAAGACCACUGUCUACACCAUCCUGGCAGACACUCUGGAGACCCUCCAUCUCAAAGGGCACCAGGCUGUCAACCCCUUCUAUCAGCCUGUCAAGACCUAUGUGCUCAAUCCAAAAUCUGUCUCAAUGGGAGAGCUCUAUGGAGAGAUUAAUACUUUGACACUGGAGUGGCGUGAUGGACUGAUGGCACUGAGGGUCCGUGACGCAGUCAGUGACACUAGUGAUGACCACAAGUGGGUUAUCUGUGAUGGACCAGUUGAUGCCCUUUGGAUCGAGAACAUGAACACUGUAUUGGAUGAUAACAAGAUGCUCUGUUUGGCCAACAGCGAGCGAAUCAAACUUACUCCAUCCAUACACAUGGUGUUUGAGGUUCAGGACUUGGCUGUGGCAUCUCCAGCCACAUUAAGUCGCUGUGGAACGGUUUUUGUUGAUCCUGAUGAGCUCAAGUGGAUGCCCUACAUGUAGACAUGGAUUACUGGUCUAGGGGACAGGCUUCCAGACCCAGUGGGUGCAUACCUGAUGGAGAUGUUCAAGCAGUACGUGGAGAAAGGUCUACAAUUUGUGUCCAAGCAUUGUGUCCAAGCAAUUCGCCAAGUGGACAUCAAUAAAGUCAGCACUCUGUGCUCCUCGGAGGUUCUUCUGCUGGGUAACGGAGGGCCAGACCUCAAGAUGAAUCCCAAGCACCUUGAUGGUGUACUAUGUCAGACCUUCAUAUUUUGCUAUCUAUGGGCCGUAGGUGGCAAUCUGACUAGUUCUCACUGGGAUGCUUUUGAUACCUUCAUCAGAGAGCAAUUUGAAGGCAACAAAAAUGCAAAGGUAUGCACCUGUGACCACAACACCUACAGAAAUGUCUACAUGAAUUUUAAUCACAGCGAUCUGCAGUUAUGGACAGCUAUAAUCCCUUCAUUUAAAUAUAAUAGGGAACAACCUUUUUUUGAGAUGCUGGUUCCCACUACAGACACUGUUCGCUAUGGAUAUCUGAUGGAGAAACUGCUAUCUGUGCGCCGUUCUGUACUCUUCACUGGUGACACGGGAGUGGGAAAGACUGUGGUGGCCCGGGGCCUUCUUAACAGGAUCCAGGAAAAUGCAGGAUAUCUUCCUGUCUUCAUCAACUUCUCUGUUCAGACCUCCUCUGCCCGUACACAGGAGAUCAUUGAGUCCAAACUGGAGAAAAAGAGAAAGAACAUUUUAGGUCCUCCAGGAAACAAGAAGUUGGUGGUCUUUGUGGAUGACUUGAAUAUGCCUAAGCUGGACAGUUAUGGAUCUCAGCCUCCUAUAGAACUCCUGCGUCAGUUCCAGGACUUUUCUGGGUUUUAUGACAGAAACAAGUUCUUCUGGAAGGAGAUCCAGGAUGGCAUACUGCAGUGUGAGCCAAGUCAAGUAAGAGACAAGACCCAGAUCUUCCGCCUUUUCUGCCAUGAAUGCCAGCGCGUAUUUCAUGACCGACUCAUCAACACCCAAGAUAAGACCUACUUCAACACCAUCGUCUGUGAGAUGGCCAGGUGAUAUUUUGACAUCCACUUAGAGUCUUCACAUUUUGUGUCUCAUCCCAUAAUAUUUGGGGACUUCAUCAAGAUGCAUGCAGAAAAAGAAGAUCGCCUGUAUGAAGACCUGACAGACAUGAAUAAGAUCCAGACUGUACUUCAGGACUAUCUCGAUGAUUACAACAUGACCUUCUCCAAGGAGAUCAAGCUGGUUUUCUUCCAGGAUGCCAUUGAACAUGUCUCCAGGAUUGCUCGUAUGAUUCGCCAGGAGCAAGGCAAUGCCUUGUUAGUCGGGGUGGGAGGUACAGGCAAGCAGUCACUCACUCGCUUGGCAGCGCACAUGUGUGGGUACCGCUGCUUUGAGAUUGAAUUGAGCAGAGGUUACAACUAUGACAGCUUCCAUGAAGACUUGAGGAGGCUCUACAAGAUGGCUGGUGUGGAGGGCAAAGAUAUGGUGUUCCUUUUUACAGAUACUCAGAUUGUAGUAGAAGAAUUUUUGGAGGAUAUAAACAACAUGCUAAACUCUGGUGAGGUGCCUAAGCUUUUUGAAAAAGACGAGCUAGAACAAGUACUUGCUGCUACCCGCCCUAAAGCCAGAGAGGCUGGAAUCAGUGAAGAGAACAGGGAUGAGGUGUUCCAGUUUUUCAUCUCCCGUGUACAAGAAAAACUACACAUUGUGCUGUGUAUGAGCCCUGUGGGCGAUGCUUUCAGGUCCCGAUGUCGCAUGUUUCCUUCACUGGUUAACUGCUGCAUUAUUGACUGGUUUGUGCAGUGGCCCCGGGAGGCGCUGCUCUCUGUCUCUGAGGCCAAUUUCCAGAAUGUGGACUUUGGCAAUGAGAAGCUAAAACAGAACAUCUCUGCAAUGUGUGUCGAGAUACACGUUAGUGUCACUGAAAUGGCUGAGCGCUUCUACUUAGAGCUGAGACGCCGGUACUACACCACACCUACCUCCUAUCUAGAGCUUAUCAACCUCUACCUCAGCAUGCUUGGCAACAAGAGACAGCAGUUAGUUCUGGCCAGGGAUCGUGUAAAGAAUGGUGUCACUAAGCUGCUGGAGACCAAUGAGCUUGUAGACAAAAUGAAGGUGGACCUUUCUGCUCUGGAGCCAGUCCUCAAACAAAAAUCUACUGAUGUCGAUGCCCUCAUGGAGAAAUUGGCUGUAGAUCAAGACAAGGCUGAUGAGGUACGUAAAGUAGUAAAAGAAGAUGAGGCACUGGCCCGAGUUAAGGCUGAUGACGCACAGAGGGACUUAAAUGAGGCUCUGCCAGCUUUAGAGAGUGCCAACGAGGCCCUCAGAUCUCUUGACAAGGCUGACAUCUCUGAGAUCAAGGUGUUCACUAAACCCCCAGCCCUGGUGAUGACUGUCAUGGAGUCUGUCUGCAUCUUGCUUGAUUGCAAACCAGACUGGCUAAGUGCCAAGCAAUUACUGGGCGAUCCCAACUUCCUCAGGCGUCUGACAGAAUAUGACAAGGACAAUAUCAAACCUAGGAUCCUGCUGAAACUACAAAAAUACAUCAAUGACCCUAAUUUCAUGCCUGAAAAGGUGGAAAAGGUAUCAAGGGCGUGCAGGUCCAUGUGCAUGUGGGUCAGAGCUAUGGAUCUUUACUCGAGAGUCUUCAAAGAGGUUGGCCCCAAGAGAGAAAAACUGGCCAAGGCACAGGUCCAGCUGGAUGUGACCAUGGCAACCCUAAAAGAGAAGCAGAAGAAGCUUCAGGAGGUGGAGAACCAGAAGGUCCUGCAGGAGCAGUUUGAUAGCAGCAUGAAUGAGAAAGAAGAUUUGGUUAAUACGAUGGCUCUGACACAGGCCCGUUUGAUCAGGGCAGGGAAGCUAACGUCCGCUCUUGGUGACGAACAAGUACGCUGGGAAGAAAGUGUAGACCUGUUUGAGCAAGAGAUCAUCAGUGUUGUGGGAAAUGUCUUCAUUGCAGCUGCUUGUGUGGCAUAUUAUGGCGCAUUUACUUCCCACUAUAGACAGCUGCUAAUUGACCAGUGGAUAACGCAGUGCCAGAACCUGAACAUCCCAAUCAGUUCCACUUUUAGCCUGAUUAACAUUCUUGGUGAUCAAUAUGUCAUCCGCCAGUGGAAUGCAGAAGGUUUGCCUCGUGACACUGUUUCUACAGAGAAUGGCAUCCUGGUGACUGAGGGCCACCAGUGGCCUCUUAUAAUCGAACCACAGGAUCAGGCCAACUGAUGGAUCCGCUCCAAGGAGGCUAAACAUGGUCUAAAGGUGAUCAAGCUAACGGACUCUGGCUUCCUUCGUACCCUAGAGAAUGCCAUAAGCAUGGGUGUCCCUGUACUGCUAGAGGAGUUAAAGGAGACCCUGGAUCCAGCCCUGGAGCCCGUCUUGUUGAAGCAGACGUUUGUGGCUGGCGGCCGAACAACGAUCCGACUGGGAGACUCUGAUAUUGACUAUGACAAAAAUUUUAGGUUCUAUAUGACCACAAAGAUGGCCAACCCACAUUACCUGCCAGAGGUUUGCAUCAAAGUUACAAUUAUCAACUUCACUGUCACUAAAUCUGGCUUAGAAGACCAACUUCUCAGUGAUGUGGUGCGUCUUGAGAGUCCGCAUCUUGAGGAACAGAGGAACGAGCUGAUUGUGCACAGCAACGCUGACCGCAGCCAGCUGAAAGAUAUUGAAGACCGCAUUCUUAAGCUUCUCUUUACCUCUAAGGGGUAAAGAGAGGAGCUAGUUCAGACUCUCCAGGAGUCAAAGGUGACUUCAGAGGCCAUAAAGCAACGUCUGGAAGAGGCAGAAGCAACUGAGCUGAUGAUAAACUCUGCGAGGGAGCGCUACAGGCCUGUGGCCACUCGAGGAUCUGUUUUGUACUUUGUCAUUGCCAGUCUGUCAGAGAUCGAUCCUAUGUACCAGUUCUCACUGAAGUACUUUAAACAGCUCUUUAAUUCCACCAUCGAGACAUCAGAGCAGAGUACUGUGCUAGAAGAGCGCCUUCAGAUCCUCCUGAAUCAAAUCUUGCUAAACUCCUACAUUAAUGUGUCACGUGGACUCCUCGAGCAACACAAGCUUAUCUACAGCUUUAUGUUGUGCGUAGAAAUCAUGAGGCAGCGUGGCGAGAUCUCUGAUGGGGAAUGGUGGCACUUCCUAAGAGGAGCUUCUUCACUGAAAAAGGAGUAUCCAGAGCGACCAGAUGUGCCAUGGCUAAGUGAUUCUUACUGGCAGACAUGUUGUGAGCUGGAGGACACACUGCCUUGCUUCAAGGGCAUCUCCAAAGAAAUCACUAGAACCCAUAUCCAUAUUAAGCUAGGGCAUCUUGAAGCAUCUUUAAAUCCAGAAAAAUGGAAAGGCUAUGUGUCAGAGUUGCCUUCUCUCGAGGAGUCCAAAAAGGAGAAACAGGAGAUGAAAGGCUACUGGAAUGAGCGAUUGGGAUCUCUCCAGAAACUAGUUCUUAUCAAGAGCUUCAUGGAAGAGAAGGUGGUUUUUGCAGCAACUGAGAUUGUGAUUGUCAACCUGGGGAAGGAGUUUGUGGAAAACCCUCCAGUUGACCUGGCUAAUCUCUAUAAUGACAUGUCCCCUACCACCCCACUGAUCUUCAUCCUCAGCACAGGUUCUGACCCAAUGGGUGCCUUCCAGCGCUUUGCAAAUGAGAGGGGGUGUCUCGACAGGGUCGAGGCUAUCUCACUGGGGCAAGGCCAGGGACCUAUAUCGGAGAAGAUGAUCCAUUCAGCGCUGACGAGUGGCAACUGGGUCUUCUUGCAGAACUGCCAUCUGGCUGUGUCUUGGAUGUUAGCCAUGGAGGGGCUCAUUAAGACCUUCACUGAGCCUGACACAUCAGUCCAUGAGAACUUCCGUUUGUUUCUCAGUUCCAUGCCAACCAAAGUAUUUCCUGUUACAGUGCUCCAGAACUCCGUUAAGGUGACUAACGAGCCUCCUAAAGGCCUGCGAGCCAACAUGCGACGAGCCUUCACAGAGAUCACCAGCAGUUUCUUUGAACACCACAUUUUGGGACGCCAGUGGAGGAAGAUUGUCUUUGGAAUCUGCUUUUUCCAUGCAAUCAUCCAGGAGCGGAAGAAGUUUGGUCCCCUGGGCUGGAACAUCCGCUACGAAUUCAAUGACAGUGACAGAGAAUGUGCUCUGCUCAACCUCAGCCUGUACUGCAAAGAUGGCACCAUCCCUUGGGAUGCUCUGGUCUACAUCACUGGUGAGAUCACGUAUGGAGGGAGAGUGACGGAUGCCUGGGACCAACGGUGCCUAAGGACAAUCCUCAAAGGCUUUUUUUCUCCAGAAACUCUGCAGCCCGGCUACACCUACUCCCCCUCAGGUGUUUACUACGCUCCAGAGUCAGAUGAACUCGAACAAUAUAAGAAGUAUAUUGAGAAUCUUCCAAUCAUUGAUGAUCCUGAGAUCUUUGGUAUGCAUGAGAAUGCCAACUUGGCUUUUCAGUGUCAAGAAACUAUAACUCUGAUCAAUACCAUACUGGAUGUUAAUCCUCGUUCUUCAGCACAACAUGGAGCUAAGAGUAACGAUGACAUAGUCUGCGAGCUCGCUGAACUGAUUCUAGCCAAACUGCCCAAGCGACUGGACAUGCAUGAAGCAAUUGACACACUGUUUAUCAAAGACACCAAUGGGUACCUGAACUCCCUCACAAGUGUUUUGGCCCAAGAAGCAGACCGAUUCAACAACCUGCUUAAAGUUCUCAGGAUGUCUCUCAUCACUCUGCAAAAGGCAAUAGCAGGUCUCGUUGUGAUGUCAGAGGAAAUGGACCGAAUCUACACAAGCUUUCUGAACAACCAGGUCCCCACUCACUGGGCAAACUCUGCCUACCCUUCCCUCAAACCGCUGUCUUCUUGGGUCAGAGACUUGACUUUCAGAACUUCCUUUAUCCAGCCAUGGCUCACUAGAGCGGCUCCUAAACUUAGUUCCUUUUGGUCUUUUGGUUUGUUUUUCCCUCAAGGCUUUCUUACUGAAGUGUUGCAGAAUCAUGCCCGACGUUACAGUUUGCCUAUUGACGAGCUCAAUUUCCGCUUCAGCGUGGUGACGGCCUACAGGGAUGAGGAAGCAGUCUGUGAGGCUCUACGCACUCUUCCCAUUGGUGCAAAACUGGACAUGGAUGAGGAGUUACCAGAGCCGCAGGACGGUGUACUUGUUCACGGCAUGUUCAUGCAUGCCUGCCGCUGGGAUGAUGUCGGUAUGGUGAUUGAUGAUGCGCUGCCUCGGGUUAUGAACGCCAUGCUGCCGGUGGUGCACUUUGAGCCACAGCAGAACUACGUCCCAGAGCCUGACCUCUACCACGCUCCUCUGUACAAGACCUCAGCCAGAGCUGGCACUCUGUCCACCACAGGUCACUCAACUAAUUUUGUGGUGACAGUAAUGCUUCCCUCCAAGCGACCCAGCGACUACUGGAUAUCCAAAGCCUCCGCACUCCUGUGCCAGUUGGAUGAUUAAAUUUUUAUUCGAGGACAAAGCAGAAUUUUGAAUGGCACCAAAACAUUUGCACAAACUUGAAUUAAGUUUGUCUAAUAGCAACACAGACCGUAAUAAA